CUUUUGUCGUUGUUCAGCAGCUGCCUGCAAAACUGGAAAGUCCCUGACAGCCAGAGAGGUCUCAGCAGGAAAACUGCGGCCGGCUUCGUCAUUUUAAAUGACCCAUAUUAAGAAUUCAUUUCGUUCGCUGCGCCCACUGACGUAAAGUUGUUGCAGCUGGCUUCAGUGUCGAUUUUUUCAGCUUGCCUAGUAAAUGCUCCCCUCCGAGCGCUAGCUGCUGUUAGCGAGGCUAGCCCUUUGUGUGGCUAGCUGCUAGCUGAGAGAUGUUUUGUUGUUGUUGAACCAACCGAGCAGCCCUCCCGUCGUCUGGGGAGAGCGGAUCCAUCAGCUGUGUAUGGAAAAACGCCCUCUCCACCUUAUCCGUGAAAGCGAGCAGUGAAAUUCGCCGCGGUUAAAGCGACCCAGACAGAGAGGGGGAGACUUCCAUAGAAGAGGGAGGAGAUGGGUAACUGUCUGAAAUCUCCAACCUCGGAUGAUAUUUCUUUGCUGCAUGAAUCUCAGUCGGACCGGGCCAGCUACGGAGACGGUGCUGACCCCGAUCAAGAGCCACCGCCCCCCUACCAGGAGCAGAUCCACGUGCCCGUCUACCACCCGACACCCAGCCAAGCCCGUCUGGCCACCCAGCUGACGGAGGAGGAGCAGGUUCGCAUCGCCCAGCGCAUUGGACUCAUCCAGCACCUCCCGAAGGGCGUGUAUGACCCAGGACGGGAUGGUUCUGAGAAGAAGAUUAGAGAGUGCGUCAUCUGUAUGAUGGACUUUGUUUAUGGAGACCCCAUCCGGUUCCUGCCCUGCAUGCACAUCUACCACAUGGACUGUAUAGACGACUGGCUGAUGAGAUCCUUCACCUGCCCCUCCUGCAUGGAGCCUGUGGAUGCUGCACUGCUCUCCUCCUACGAGACCAACUGACACAAACACCCGUGGACCAGACUGGACACACAUCCACACGCACACACGUACACACACAGACACUGACACGGAACAUGCACACAAAUGACAUACCCAUCUUCCGUCUUGCUAACUUAUAUCCUGGAUUAGUAAGAUGGCAAAACAGCGGUCGUCUAAAAGAUGUUGAAUGAAGAGUCUGUGUGUGUGUGAGUGUGCGUGCAUGCGUGUGUAUGUAUACACAAUUUCCUCUGUUGGCCUGCUGGACAGGACUGCAUCUGGGAAAGGACUGGAGGAACAAAGCGCAUUGAAGGAAGGACAAGUCAGGAGCUGAGAGUGGGGGAGUGUAGAGACUGUAAAGGGAAGUCGGUGUGGGCGGCUGGUUAAGAAACCUUUCCUAGAUCUGGUUUUUUUUUUUUUUUUUUUUUUUUUUUUUUUAGAUAUGUGAUACACACACUCAAGCGUACAUACUUCCUUUAAUCAGUCAACGUCAUUGAAAUGAGCCCAUGACGACAUGAAGGAAGGACAUCUGACCGCCGUGAAGAGGCUGCAGACUGUGUCUCUUUGGACUGCCGAGGCCCGAUUAUUAUCAUGUCAAACUGAAAGAAAAAGAAAGAAACGUUGUUCAGAGGAGCUGCCAGAGCAGCAGCAGAGUCAUUCACAGCUCCUGCAUGAACUGUUACAGAUGCAGAUGUGUGAUUUUAAGAGUGCUACAGAUGGACAUGAGACUUUUAUUUUCCAGACAUAUCGUGGCCUCUCGCUGUCACCCUGUACAGAUCUUUCCAGAAAAUAAUAAUAUAGGUCGGUGGAUUUAUUGAUUGAUUGUCCUGUGGCUUUGUGAAAUCUGUUCUCUCUUUGUUUUGUCAGUCAGCAUAAGGGCUCUGUUGAACCAGUGUUUACCAACAACUCAGAAAAAAAGGAAAUGCAGUUUGUGCUUUAGUCACUAAUGUGAUGGAUAGCCAGUAGACUGUUGACUCCUAGUGACUUUUCUCAUUCAGUGAGCUCUGAUAUUAUUGGCCAAAGCACAAGCAGCCCACUUAAACCAUUAACUUAACCAGAAGUUAAAUAUUUGCACUUCUUUAUCAGACUUGUGACAAGAUAUGCAUCCAAUCAUCUAAGUGUCAAGUACAUCAUUUGCUUUAUGAAUCAUUGUUUUGUAAUGAAAGCCACUUUUUUUCUGUAGACCAGGAGUGGGUUCUUAAAUUAUUACUGGUGACAAUAAUCGAACUACUGAAUUAAUUCCAGUGUGUGGGCCCCCAGUGAUUUGUAAAGGAUACAAUUAAAACACAAACAGGGUUAGUGUUAUUUAAUGUGCAUAUAUCCAGAUCUCUGUUCUGUCGCAAACAUGUUCUGAAACUGUUCUAGCUAGCAGUUACCAUCAUCACUACAGCAAUGUCAAGAAAAAGAAUCAGCCUCUGUGAUGUUCAGGAGUGAACAUGAAGGAGGUUGCAACCACAUGUGGUCAGAAUUAGCAUCUCUGCAGUUUUGUGUCACUCUAUUUUUUUUAGUUCCUUCAUUUUCUUGGAAUCGAACUGAGGCCACAAUCUAAAUGAUCUCCUUGCUCCAUUUUAAAAUCUUGUCACCCAGUUUACUGUAAAAGCACAAAGAAAUACAAUUGCUCAGUUGUAUCUUCCUUCCCUCUGCUAAUCUCGGCAUGUAGGUGAGUGGGUAAAUGUGAAUCCUGCAGGAAACUAAAUCAUUUGUGCUCCGCCUGCAGAUCCCAUUUGAAAACAUGCCUUUAGUGAUCUGUGUGUGUGUGUGUGUGUUUUGUGCAUGGCAUCUGUGUGUGUUUGGGAAAGACUGGUGGGUGGCAAUCAGCACCUUUUUUGCACAGCACUCUAACAUACUUAACUCUCUGUGUUUAACAUUUUCCUCCAUCGUUCAGGUGGAGUGUCCUGGCCUUAGGUUACACAUGAGUCAAGGUUUAUAUCAGCUGCUGAAAUGUGAGUCCAGUUAAACUUAAAGCAAAUGAGAAGCAGAAGGGAGGAUUGUUUCCUGUUACGAAGGACCCACAAAUUGUAUCAAGAAGACUAAGGCAUGAAUUGUUAGUGCAUUGUGGUGUUUGGACUGGAAUUAUGUCACAUCACAUUCCUGCUUUCUUCCUCUGUAGGAUUGCAACAAAACUUUAAUCUGCCCUCUGCAACACUGCUGCAUAAAAUAUCAGAUGACAAGUUUUGCAUACAGAUGCCUUUUUUUUCAGAAUAGGCAAAGGUAUAAUCUCAGUCUGGACCUAAAUAAGUUCCAAGAGAUGGUGAGGAUAAACAAAUUGAGACUAUGUCAUUGUGUCUGUACUGUGUGUGUGUGUGUGUGUGCGUGUGCGUGUGUGUGUGUGUGUGUGUCUGCCAUAGUUCCACAUACAGUACAUGUCCUGAUUCACGUGAAGAUUAGCAGUCUUCCGGAGCUACGUGUCCCCUCACCAGCGUGACGCCCACUGGAGCUUGUGCUUCGUCGAUUGUUCAGCUGGCUCUGCCCUGUUGAUUUCCUGUAAUGUUCAGCAGUUCAUACUGAAUAAAAGUGCUCACGCCCCCAGAGGAUGACUCAUGCUUUUAACCGGUUGACCGUUUUAAACAGCCGCCCAAAAUGUUGCUCAAUCCCAGCAGAGAGAGAGCUUUGGAUCAGGAGAGACUCAAAUAUUUCAAAUAACUAAACUCACAGGGAUGGUAAGUGAGUGCUGUUGUGGGAUGGAUUUUUAUUUUAUUUAAAACAUUUCUGGACUUCUUUGAGACUGAAUUACAAGGUUUUCUCAUGUGUGAAUGGGUGUAUGUUGUGUGUUUGUUUAUGGAUGCUUGUUAAACUUUUCCUUGUUUGUAAGCAUAAAUAUGCAUAUGCUGUGUACUAAAGGCAAAUAAUAAAUAGACGUUGCAACAGAG
This is a messenger RNA of Mugil cephalus (flathead mullet), 3752 nucleotides long. It is a transcript of the gene rnf11b, whose product is annotated as ring finger protein 11b. NCBI's taxonomy places the organism in Eukaryota, Metazoa, Chordata, Actinopteri, Mugiliformes, Mugilidae. Bases 442 to 906 code for a protein of 154 amino acids. The record is from RefSeq and is a predicted model, not a curated record. The transcript has 3 exons.